AUGGAUUGUUUCGAGCGCAAAACUAUCGUUGAUAACAACAAGCUUUGCGUCAAUUGUCUUAGUUCUACACAUUUGAUUUCUACAUGCCCAAGUAAUCGGAACUGCCAACAAUGUGGUAAACGACACCACACAUUAUUGCAUUUUCCUCCACCCAUAAACAAUUCAUCAUCAUUUGCCCGCGAAGCGGCGACAUCGCCUACGUCCUUAUCAACUAAUCGUACCAUCAGUGCUAAUCGCAUUCGCUCGAAAAUUGUCCCAUUACUGUCGAACGUAACCAAGUUCACUUCGAAAACCAAUGUACUUUUACCCACAGCGGUAGUCAAAGUUAAGUGUGCUGACAGCUCUGUCAUUUUAUUGCGUACCUUCAUCGAUCAAGGCUCCUCCGGAGCUCUAGUUAGCGAGCGUGCUGCCCAAACACUUAAGUUGAGACGCUGGCCUAUCAGAACUGAUAUCAAACUAACAAAUGGUCAAUGCACAUCGGGAAAAUUCAUCACUCAAUUUUCAAUUCAGUCGCGAAUCGAUGAAAAUUUCCAACUCGACGUGAUAGCUUCAAUCGUUAAAAAUGUUACCGAAGAUUUACCAGUCAAAACUAUCAACUAUCAUGAUUGGCCUCACUUACGUGAUCUUGAAUUGCCUGAUCCCGAAUUUUAUCGAUCAGCACCUAUCGAUUUACUUAUCGGAUCAGACCUAUUUUCGGAUUUAAUCAUGGAGGGUCUACGAAAGGGUCAAAGCGAUGAACCCAUUGCACAACAAACAGCUUUCGGCUGGAUUGUAUCGGGUAAAGCAAUAUCAAUUUCAAAACCGGAAACAUCAGACAUCAUAACAAAUUGUUCUCACAUUUCAUUGAAAAAUUUGGAUGCGUUUGUUAAGCAGUUUUACGCUCUUGAAAGUAUUCCAAUGGAGGAACAAUAUACACCUGAGGAGAUAUGGUGUCAAAACUACUACCAAAACACUACAGUUCGUAAGCCAAAUGGCAAAUAUUUAGUACGUCUGCCAUUGAAAACGCGUUUUGAUCCUAAUUUGGCGUUAGGAAAGACACGCCAAGCAGCAUUUAAUCGUUUUUAUUCACUUGAGCGUAAAUUCAACAACAAUCCCAACAUCCGAGAUCAAUACAAUGCAACAAUUAAAGAGUAUUUCGAUCUCAAUCAAAUUAAGCAUGUCACAACUACCGAAGAACAAUAUUUGCAGUUCCACAACUAUCAACCAUCGUAUUCAUGUUGCACAUUGCCUCAUCAUGACGUGAUUAAGGAAGAUAGCCUGACAACAAAGUGUCGCGUUGUUUAUGAUGCUUCAGCCAAAUCUUCCAAUGAAGAUUCUGAAUACCAACGAAUUAUUUGGCGCAACCCAGAUGGUCAAAUUACAGAAUAUAAACUUACAACGGUAACAUUCGGCACCGCGUCAGCACCAUACUUGGCAAACGAAACUAUACAUCGGUUAGCGCGCGAUGAACGUCAGCGUUAUCCGUUGGCCGAACCAGUGUUAAUGAGAGAGACUUACGUCGAUGAUGUUUACACAAGAAAUGAAACUGUGGAACAAACUAUUGAAAUUCGGAAUCAAACACAAGCAGCCUUAGCUUCAGCCGGCAUGAAACUUCACAAGUGGGCUAGCAAUUCGACGGAAUUACUCAAAUUAAUUCCCCCAGACCAACAUUGUAGUUCGACUGCUCUCGAGUUAAACAGUGAUGAAACAAUGAAAACAUUAGGCAUGCGUUGGCAGCCAAAUAGCGACAGUUUUCGUUAUAAGCUCAAUUUUGAUAUCAGUGUCAACCAUAAAUCCGUUACAAAUCGUACCGUGCUUCCGGCAAUAUCGAGACUAUUUGAUCCUUUAGGCUUGAUUAAUCCCGUUAUCGUCAAUGUGAAGAUAUUUCUGAAACAUUUGUGGUAG
Messenger RNA from Rhagoletis pomonella (apple maggot), 1884 nucleotides. RefSeq lists its product as uncharacterized. The coding region runs from base 1 to 1884 and encodes 627 amino acids. NCBI's taxonomy places the organism in Eukaryota, Metazoa, Arthropoda, Insecta, Diptera, Tephritidae. The transcript is spliced from 2 exons. The record is from RefSeq and is a predicted model, not a curated record.